UAGCUAGCCAUACCUCGUGCUGCAGGACAUCGAUAAGGAGGGGAGUUCAAACACACAAAUAAGUAACACCCAUACCUACAAAAUGGGUUUGGGCUUAGGGGCCCUGGUGGCGUUCCUUACCCUCUAUGGGGUAAAGGGACAGACCACGUGCGCAGGCACAAAUGGGACAAUUUACCAAUACAGCUUUAUGGACGUUUUGGAAGAGCGGACGAUUCCUCUUUCCAACUACCAAGGGCAGGUCCUUAUGGUCAUUAACGUGGCCACCUACUGAGGAUUCACCGAGCAGUACUUAGACUUGAAUGUAAUACAAACUGAUUAUAGCCCGUUCUUCCAAGUGCUGGCUUUUCCUACCAAUCAAUUCGGUUUGCAAGAACCGGGAAGCAAUGAGGAGAUUUUGAACGCAAUCCGAUAUGUUCGACCUGGUGGCGGCUACAUUCCCAACUUCCAGAUGUUUGAGAAGAUCGAGAGCAAUGGAAUUGACCAAGAAGCGAUGUACGGAUGGUUAAAGGGAAUCUGCCCUGAAAUAUCUGAUUCGUUUUACCCAAAAAGUCGGUUGUACUAUGACCCAAUAAACGUACGUGACAUUCGCUGGAAUUGGGAGAAAUUUAUCAUCAACAGAGAAGGAAAGCCAACAAGAAGAUACGCUUCGUUUUAUCCACCAACCGAUACUAACGUUAGGGCCGAUAUUGAAGCAGCCCUGACCGAAGGGUAUGGACAAGAUUGGAGACAAAAACUGGCAGUAGCGAAGGCCAAAUUGGCGAAGAAGGAGCAAGCGCCAGUUGUGCGGCCAGUGUCAAUCAGUGAGAUUCUGAGGAAACACCAUUAAACGGAAAGGAGACCCGCAUCGUCUGAUUUUUAAUUAACAAUGGAAUUUGAAUUGAACUUGAUCAUUGCAAGG
Messenger RNA from Owenia fusiformis, 898 nucleotides. NCBI's taxonomy places the organism in Eukaryota, Metazoa, Annelida, Polychaeta, Sabellida, Oweniidae. The record is from the annotation of a GenBank genome assembly.